CUUCCCCAAGUCUCAACCUUGAAUUGAAGAGGAGCCUUCCCUUAAAAAACACUCAAUUUUUCAAUAAAAAACUAAAAUCUACCAUACUGAUCAUUAACACCUCACCCAAUUUUCCGAAACUCAUUACUAUUUGAUUCCAGUUCCCAUCAAUCUUUUCUAUUUGCAAAAAAAAUUGAGAUCCCCAGAUCCCAUACUCCCAAUAUCUGUCAUACCCAGAUCGAAAAUCACCAUUUAAGCCAAAAACUUCGACUAACCCACUAAUUUUCUCAGGACGGAAUCCGUUUUCAAAACCUUCGUCUAAUUAUCAUGGUGGAGACCUUACCUGCAGGGCGGUUCCACCACCAGAGGUUGGACUUCCGGCGAUGGAUUCCGGGGUUCGUGUCGUCGCAUAGGACCCUCUUCACGGCACUCUGGGUCUUGGUUUUUUUGUCUCUUUUCGUUUGGCAGAGGAAUUUAAUAGAUGGGUUUUCGAUAUUCGGCCGACCCGUGACGAAACCCAUGCCUAAGCUUCGACCUGUGGCCUUCAAUUUGACGGAUUUUGGGGCUGUGGGUGAUGGGGUUACUGUGAACACGAAGGCCUUUGAGAGGGCUGUAUUGGCUAUUUCUAAGUUGGGCAAGAAAGGAGGAGGCCAGCUCAAUGUGCCUCCAGGUCGGUGGCUUACAGCUCCGUUUAAUCUAACUAGUCAUAUGACUCUCUUCCUUGCCGAAGAUGCUGAAAUACUUGGAAUUCAGGAUGAAAAGUAUUGGACACUGAUGCCUCCACUGCCUUCAUAUGGGUAUGGAAGAGAGCACCCUGGGCCUCGAUAUGGGAGUUUGAUUCAUGGUCAAAAUCUUAAAGACAUUGUUAUUACAGGGCAUAACGGUACCAUAAAUGGGCAGGGUCAAACCUGGUGGAAGAAGUAUCGCCAAAAGCUGCUCAACUACACUAGGGGACCACUUGUGCAGAUCAUGUGGUCGAGUGAUAUCGUAAUCACUAAUAUAACGUUGCGUGAUUCUCCUUUUUGGACACUUCAUCCUUAUGACUGCAAAAAUGUAACCAUUAGAAAUGUUACUAUUUUGGCCCCAGUAUUUGAAGCUCCAAAUACUGAUGGGAUUGAUCCUGAUUCUUGUGAGGAUAUGGUAAUUGAGGAUUGUUAUAUUAGCGUUGGAGAUGAUGCAAUUGCUAUAAAGAGUGGCUGGGAUCAGUUUGGAAUUUCUUAUGGAAAACCUUCGGUGAACAUACUCAUCAGGAAUCUUGUUGUUCGCUCCAUGGUCAGUGCUGGCGUAUCAAUAGGCAGCGAGAUGUCUGGUGGGGUUUCAAAUGUGACCGUAGAGAAUCUCCUUGUGUGGAGCUCAAGGCGUGCCGUCCGGAUCAAGACUGCUGCAGGAAGAGGCGGAUACGUCCGCCAAAUAACCUACCGCAACCUAACAUUCGACAAUGUCCGUGUGGGAAUUGUUAUCAAGACAGACUACAACGAACACCCUGACGACAACUACGAUCGAAAAGCUUUCCCAGUGCUUGAGGACAUAAGCUUCACUGGCGUCCAUGGACAGGGCGUUCGAGUUCCUGUGCGUAUCCACGGGAGUGCAGAAAUUCCCGUGAGGAACGUGACUUUCCGGGAUAUGUCAGUGGGAAUAACUUACAAGAAGAAGCAUAUUUUCCAGUGUGCCUUUGUCCACGGGCAUGUAAUAGGAACCGUCUUCCCUGCCCCUUGUGAGAAUCUUGAUAGGUACGAUGAGCAAGAACGGUUGGUUAAACGCUCUGCUUCCCAGAACUUGACAGACAUAGAUUAUGAUUUUUGACAUGACAAAGGUUCUCAACUUCCCCCUACCGCACAGUGCAAAGCGCAUCAGUACGUGGAGAGCCCUAAAACAAAGCACAACGUAAGCAUUUUGGCAACGUUACGGAAUGUAGUUUAGCGCAGUGGAUUUUUUUCUUUUUUUUAAUGUUUUGUUCCUUCUCUUUAUUUUUCAUUUUUUUAAUGGAAAAUGGUGUACAUAGGUAAAUAUUCCUGUUGAUUAUUACGCUUCGUUUCUUUUACUUAGACAAUGUACUACUUUCAUCUUCCACAUUAAUUUUCAUAAAAAAAAAGAGCAUGAAUAAUUAAUUAUAUUUUA
Messenger RNA from Humulus lupulus (European hop), 2097 nucleotides. Its product is annotated as probable polygalacturonase. Gene Ontology annotation, biological process: carbohydrate metabolic process. The record is from RefSeq and is a predicted model, not a curated record. The transcript has 5 exons. Bases 307 to 1782 code for a protein of 491 amino acids. Lineage: Eukaryota; Viridiplantae; Streptophyta; Magnoliopsida; Rosales; Cannabaceae. Gene Ontology annotation, molecular function: polygalacturonase activity.